Molecule: messenger RNA, 1433 nt
Organism: Notothenia coriiceps (black rockcod)
Lineage: Eukaryota; Metazoa; Chordata; Actinopteri; Perciformes; Nototheniidae
Gene: ckba
Product: creatine kinase, brain a
Exons: 8
Coding region: 128-1273 (381 amino acids)
Biological process (GO): phosphocreatine biosynthetic process
Molecular function (GO): creatine kinase activity
Source: RefSeq, a predicted model, not a curated record
AUCAUUCUGAGCGGAGAUCUGCUGGGACGCAUACUGUUCGUUUGUGAGCUCCUCGUUUGGAACAAUUGGGAUCUUUGUCUCCACUGGUAUUAUUUCUAGUCCUCAAAUUCGACAGCAGGGAGCAACCAUGCCUUUCGGUAACACGCACAACACGAUGAAGAUGAAAUACGCUUCGGAUCAGGAGUAUCCUGACCUCAGCAAACACAACAAUCAUAUGGCCAAGAUCCUGACUCCUGCCAUGUACGAGAAUCUGAGGAGCAAAGAGACGCCCAGCGGAUUUACUCUGGAUGAUGUCAUUCAGACUGGGAUUGAUAACCCAGGCCACCCCUUCAUCAUGACUGUGGGCUGCGUCGCCGGAGACGAGGAGACAUACGAGGUCUUCAAGGAGCUGCUGGACCCCGUCAUCGAGGACAGGCAUGGAGGCUACAAACCCUCAGACAAGCACAAGACUGACAUCAACCCAGAUAACCUGAAGGGCGGUGACGACCUUGACUCAGACUACGUCCUGAGCUCUCGCGUGCGAACAGGCCGCAGCGUCCGUGGCUUCUGCCUGCCACCCCACUGCAGCCGAGGAGAGAGGCGUGCUGUGGAGCAGCUCUCCAUCGAGGCUCUGGACUCUCUGAGUGGAGACCUGCAGGGGAAGUACUACGCCCUGAAGAACAUGUCAGAUGCUGAGCAGCAGCAGCUCAUCGACGACCACUUCCUGUUUGACAAGCCAGUGUCUCCUCUGCUGCUGGCCUCCGGAAUGGGCCGUGACUGGCCCGACGCCAGGGGCAUCUGGCACAACGACAACAAGACCUUCCUUGUGUGGGUGAAUGAGGAGGACCAUCUGCGUGUUAUCUCCAUGCAGAAAGGUGGCAACAUGAAGGAAGUGUUCAACCGCUUCUGCACCGGACUCACCAAGAUUGAGACCCUGUUCAAGGAGAGGAAACAUGAAUUCAUGUGGAACGAGCACCUGGGCUACGUCCUCACCUGCCCAUCCAACCUGGGCACCGGUCUGCGUGCCGGUGUGCACGUGAAGCUGCCCAACUUGAGCAAAAAUGCCAAGUUUGAGGAUGUUCUCAAGAAGCUGAGGCUCCAGAAGCGUGGAACCGGUGGCGUGGACACAGCCGCUGUGGGCGGAGUGUUCGACAUCUCCAACGCCGACAGGCUGGGCUUCUCCGAGGUGGAGCUGGUGCAGAUGGUGGUGGAUGGCGUCAGGCUGAUGGUUGAGAUGGAGAAGAAGCUGGAGAAGGGCCAGUCCAUCGACGACAUCAUGCCCGCCCAGAAGUAAAAACAUCCUGACGCACAUAAAGCUCACACGGCCCUCCCCCUCCUGAAUGAUUGACUCUGUCCCUGAAUGCAUUCUGUAUCACAGUUUGGAUUUUGUUUGUGUAUUUAAGAUGAAACCUGUGAGUAUGGCAAUGAAAUAAAAAAAUGUUCUGGUUCAAAUU